AUGAGCUCCGUGACGAUAUACAGACAUAUUGCAGCUCUGUAUACCGGUGAAACUGAUAUUAAGGAUGCUGCUAUCGUUGUGAAUAACAACGCUAUCGAAUGGGUUGGUGACGAUAGUAAACUACCCUCAAGUUUCUUGUCGGCUACAAGUAAAACAGUCGACUGCAAAGGACUGGUGAUCAUUCCAGGCUUCAUAAAUACUCAUCAUCACAUGUAUCAAUCGCUCACUCGCGGAGUGGCCAUCGAUUCACCACUCUUCAAUUGGUUGGAGGCCCUGUAUCCGGUGUGGGGACGCAUGAAGAGUGAAGAUGCCUACUACGGAUCUAAGCUUUCUAUGGCAGAGCUCAUUUUGUCUGGAUGUACCACGUCUAGCGACCAUCAUUACAUAUUUCCAAAUAAUGUUACUUUGGACGAUACAAUCAAAGCAGCCAAAGAUAUUGGAUUACGGUUCCAUCCGACGCGGGGAUUUAUGACGUUAGGGAAAAGCUCUGGAGGUCUACCACCAGAUGAACUCGUAGAAACUACAGCUGGAGCACUCGAUGAUGCAGUGCGUCUCAUCGACACAUACCAUGACUCAAAACCGUUAUCCAUGAUACGAAUUGGGAUCGCACCAUGCUCACCAUUCUCUGUCGAUAAAGAAGCCAUGAUAGAAGCCGCUACUCUAGCUAAGAAAUAUCCAGCUGUCAUGCUCCAUACACAUCUGGCUGAAAAUGAUCAGGACAUUGCGUUUAGUUUGGCAAAAUACGGGUGUAGACCUGGGGAAUAUCUGACUCAAUGUGGAUGGGACUUUGAUAGGACAUGGCUUGCUCAUUGUGUUAAAUUAGAUGCUAAAGAGAUUGCCCAGUUUGCAGCAAACGGUUGUGGGGUGUCGCAUUGUCCCGCUUCGAAUGCAAGGUUAGCAUCUGGGAUAGCUCCUGUGAGAGAGAUGGUAGAUGCUGGUGUAAAAGUGGGGUUUGGAGUUGACGGAUCGGCAUCGAAUGAUUCUGGGUCGUUAUUAGAAACUGCUCGCUGGGCAUUAUUGCUCCAAAGAGCACGGAUAUGUGACGUGAAAGGGAUGGGAGUGCGUGAAGCUUUACAACUAGCAUCAUUUGGUGGUGCCAAAGUGUUGGGCCGUGAAACUGAUCUAGGAAAGAUCCAGCCAGGGUUUGCAGCUGAUUUCAUUGGCUGGAAGAUUACUGGUAAUGUGUCUAUGUCUGGAGCGUUGGAUCCUGUGGCAGCCAUCAUGUUGACGACACCUGGAAAUGUGACUAUGAGUGUUAUUAAUGGUCGUGUGGUGGUCGAGGAAGGGAAGUUGCUUACUUGUGAUUUGGAUGACCUUGUGGCAGAGCAUUCGAAACGUUCAAGGGAUCUACAGGAAGGAAAUCUGAGCACAUUCAAGAAACCAAAAGCGACUGCUAGUGAAGAAGCAGCAUUGACUGCAUCAGAUACUAGGAAGCUGGUAGAGAACAAUGUCAUCAACCAAACAUUAUCGACAACAUCAAAUCCAGAAGAUAGACCUAUACGACCAGCACCAUGUGAAGGUGCUUUCGCUCCUGAAUUCGCACCGAACAAUGAAGGAAUUACAAUCGUCACAGAUCAUCAGCCUCUUGCGCCACCACCACCGGCUCAAAAUCCUAUCGUAAAGCCAUCCCGACCUGCUAUGAUGCCAAUGCUGUUUGGACGCCGUGGUACGGAUUCCGAGGUGCCCAUCCCAAUACGCGAAACUCCUAUGAUUGUCAAGAACAAGGACAUGCGACAGAAUGGUGGCACUGGAAGAAGGAGAUCAAGUUUGGGAUUACGAGGUAAACGCUCAUCUUCAUCUUCAAGUGGAUUAUGUGCACCUCCACACACAAUCAUCGAACCAUCCGAAUACUACCGUCAUAUAAAUGCAGAUAGUUCCGAUCCAGUCAGAAUGAGACAAUUGUUAUUAUGGUGUGCAGCCAAGGCUAAGCAGAAUGUGGAAGAAGAAGCAAAUCCAGAAGUCGCACGUGUUUUCGAAGCCGUGAUGGAUGAUGUGAUUGCUGGUCUGACAGACAAAUCAAUUAACACAUCGUGGUACCAUCGCAAAAAUGAUAGCGAUGAAGACGAAGGACAAACAGCCGCAAAACUACCCAAUCCCAAAAACGAGCAGGCCACUCUUGCCUUGGCUCGGUAUCAAGAAGGCAUUCAAAAGUUUUCGAGUGAGGAACAGGCAUGGGUGUCUCUACUCAACGAACAAUCAACAUUACAUGCUCAAGCAGUAGAUCAGUAUCCAGAAGUCGAGUCGAUACCCUACAAUGAAGAACUUUUGUCGUCUUUGACGGAAGAUGUGCAGCUCUUUGCCAAUGCAUACCUACAACCUUCAGCAGCAGACGAUUUCUCAGAACAAAUCAAGAGGAAUUUACAACAGUUGCGAUUGAAUAUCCAUCAUUUACAACAUAUGGUCAGUCAGACAUCAGUUGAGUACACCAAGAAACUUCGAGAUUGUGAAGCACUGUUUGCUCAGAUCUUGCAGGCAUAUACUGAACAAGAAGCCCAGUCCCGAGCAAAUAUUGAGCCCAUGGAAGUCUUGAGGUUGCUGGCUGCUUCGGCUCCAUCUACAUAG
Messenger RNA from Synchytrium microbalum, 2562 nucleotides. RefSeq lists its product as uncharacterized. The coding region runs from base 1 to 2562 and encodes 853 amino acids. Lineage: Eukaryota; Fungi; Chytridiomycota; Chytridiomycetes; Synchytriales; Synchytriaceae. The record is from RefSeq and is a predicted model, not a curated record. The transcript has 11 exons. Gene Ontology annotation, molecular function: hydrolase activity, acting on carbon-nitrogen (but not peptide) bonds. Gene Ontology annotation, biological process: chromosome segregation; cell division. Gene Ontology annotation, cellular component: MIS12/MIND type complex.